AUUGGCGAGGAGGCCUUCGGGGGCCUCGUGGUGUGGUUGGAGCGACCGCAGCGAGAGGACAGAGAGAGGAGAGGGGGAGGGGAUCGGCCUCAGAGCGGCUGUUAGGAGCACAGAUGCUACUUAACCGAGCAAGAGUCUUGCCAGGCGUGCCUGUGGCCAAUGAAGAGAGGACUGAUUAACGCCAGCGCCUCAGAUGACAUGGGAAACUUAAACUCAGCUCAAGCCAAAUCCGACUUGAAGGAGUGAAGCCAGAGUAACAGAGCUCUCUGAGGGUGAAGUUUGUAGGACACAUGAAGAGUACAAAAUGAUGACGACAAAAAAGAGGUUACAGAGCUUCACAUUGUCAUCUAAAUAUAUGGGGCAUUUUUCUCUGAGGAAUUGAUGAUCAUGGAUACAGCAGUGGAUGUAAUUUUAAAGACCAAGGAGGAGAAAGAUGCAGAACUGGAUAAAAAGAUAGAAGCAUUACGGAAAAAGAAUGAAGCACUUGUGAAAAGAUAUCAGGAAAUUGAAGAAGACAAGAAAAAGGCAGAACUGGAGGGAAUGGCUGUUACCACUCGAAAGAACAGACCUGAAAAUCUCACCAUCACUAUUACAAAAGCCCCGAAUGAAAAGAGGGUGGUCAGUGAGAAACGGACAUUUGGACCAACAAGCAGUCUUAGAGGGAGUGAAGCAGAUGCAGGUCAAAGAUUUUCUGUAGGAAGAGGACAAAGACUUCGUAAAUUUGUUGUGGAGGAAAGCAAAGCAAAGGAGUGGGAGGAAAGGAGAAAGCAAAACAUAGAAAAGAUGAAUGAAGAAAUGGAGAAAAUAGCUGAAUAUGAACGUAGCCAACUGGAAGGAAAAGUUGACAAGAACCCAGUUAGAAAUUUCUUGGAUGACCGUCGGCGUUCAGGUCCCUUACCAGAGGGGGAUAAGCGAGUGGGCAGUCGGCGUAAUGUUCGCAACUGGGGUGGCCCGGACUUUGAGAUGGUAAAGUCUGGUAUAGAAAAGAAACGUUGGGAAAAAGGGUGUCCGGAAGGUGGACUGCCAGCUCAGAAAGGCACGGUGGACAUGACUUUAUUGAUGACUGGCCGGGAGAGAGCAGAGUAUGUCCGCUGGAAGAAGGAACGGGAGCAGAUAGAUCAAGAGAGGCUAGCACGUCACAAAAACUCCAAAGGAGAAUGGAAAAGAGCAUGGGAUGCAAACAAAACUGAAGACAUGUUUCGAGAAGAUUUUGCUGUGGAAAAUGAGCUUGGUUUUCAUAAAAGAAAAGGUGGAAGAAAUGCAAGGAAAAACAGUGGACGAUUUCAGCAUCAUGAUACACGAGAUGAUGGAAAUCAUGCCGACAAGACCAAAGAAUUGUUUCCGUGGUCUGAAGCAACAGAUAGCAGUAAAUCAAAGGGCAAAGAUAGAUUGACUGGAAGAGCCAGAAGCUUUAAAUUGGAUAUAAAAGAGAAGAAUGAAAUACAAAGAGACACUGGAGGACAAUGGGUGGAGACAGUCACAGAAGAACAUAAGAAGCAAAAAGUAAAUGAAGAUGCUGAGUUGAGGAAGAAUGCUGAUUUAGAUGUGGUCAUGUUUGAUUGGCAGGAGGCUGAAGAAGGCACUGACUGGAUGAAUGGAGAGUGGGAAACUAUCGAGAUGCAUGACUCCCAAAAAAGCUCCAUCAAUCGCAAAGCUGUUCGCAGAGCUCUGAUGGAUACUGAAGGAACUGUGAACAAGCCAAAACCUUGCAGUAGUAAGUUGGGUAAUCUAUCAUUGGCCGAGGAGUUGAUACACAUCAGGCCUAUAUUGCACCAUAAUGUUUCAGGCAAAAGCAAUUCUGAUUUUCCUUCAGAAAAUGGUAUUUCAGUUCAUGCUAUUCUGACAAAGAAUGACAUACAGGAUCUUGAAGACACAGGAAAUGUGUUAAAAUAUUGUUCCCCCUCAGACUCUAGUAAAAAGUCAGCAUCGGUUGCCUUUGAUGAGAUAUCAAACCAACUUAGCACUACAGAGGAUCAUUUACCAUUAAAAGACAGAAAUCAACUUGGACUUGAAUUGGCUGGUUGUCCUAACUCUCUGGAUGGUAAUGCUGCAGUUCUGGAGAAAAAUAUAUUAAUUGCUGUUUGUGACGAAGAAAAGAAAUGUUCUUCAGCUACUGGUAUUACAACCAAAGGUUUGGCAGUGAGUGUGAAAUUGCAAGAUCAGUCUGCACAGGAAAUUGCUGGGAAAUUGCAGCCAGCUGUGAUAACAGAUCGUGCAGUAACUUUGCAGGAUGACCAAUGUAACAGUUUCCCUACUUCCAAAGUUGGAAUUGUUUCUUCUGGGCGUCAACCAGGGAAGUAUCAAGAGGAACUGUCAAAAGGAAAUGUAAGAACUGACAUUGAUUGUGAGGAAAUUAAAGGGACGCCUGAUGAUUCAGCAAGCUCAAAGUUUUCACCUGAUGCUGCCAUUCUAGACAUUACCAAUACUAUAAAUGGGAUGAUGAUUGAAGAAAAAUGAAGUAACUGCCAUACCGAUGGUAUUAUAUAAUCAAAAUAUCAAGAUUCUCUGCUUCUUGAGUGCACUCUUCACAUCAGUAAUUUAUUGACAGUAUCUCUCUUGCAGUGUCUAAGCUAUAAGCUUCAUAGUGCUCAAAUAACAUUUUAAAAUCAGAAACCUUAUAAUAACUGAGGCCAUGUAUGUUUACUAAUUACCAAGCAGCAAUGCAAUAUUAAUUUCACUUUACUUUGCUAUAAUUUUAUUUGUUGCAAUUGCAGCACAUUUAAGCACUUUAUUUCUACUAUAUAAUUUUAUUUGAAUUUUGAGAAUGUGCAUAUGGUGUGGUGGUUGCAGGAUAGGUAAUGUUUGAUAGAUGGAUUCAGUUUAAGAAUAAAACUGGUCUCUAAAUGUAAUUUAAUUUAAGACACUUGGUUUAACACGUGCUUUCAAAAUUUUAUCCUCUUUAAGGGACAUACAGGUUUCAACAAAUGCCUGUGGACAAUAUUGCUGUGAAUUGUGGUAUGCAUUGUUGUUAUAUGUAUACUUUGCUAACAGGAUUGGUUUAGAAGGUUGUAACUUAGUCCCUGGCAGAAAAUGCGGAACAAAACAUUAAUGUGCAUUGAUAUGACAAAGCUAGUAUAGAGAAAGCUAACUUACACUCUCUUCAGGUAGAGUAUAAAUACAGGGUCACAGUAAAAUUAGUUUAGACUGGUCUUGGUCCAAUUUCCAGAGGACCCUGUUAAAACCUGGUACCACAUUUAGUGCGUUUGCCACGUCUGCUCAGACAGGAAGGUGUUUGUGUGUGUUGGGAAAUGCAAUAACUCCAUAUUAGGAGAGAAGUGUAUUCAGACACGAGGGCUGAUAAUGCACUGGCAAGGCAAUCUGUCUAAAGGGGAUUGCUGCACUAAAUAUGAUUGCUCCAUUAUAUCUAACUCAACAUCAUACGGAGUGUUGUUCCAGCCUUGUCUUUUCAGUUAACAGCCCACCACCCUCCGUUCUUAAAUCCUUCUUCCAAGUCUACAUUCAUUUGCAUUUUGAGGAAGAAAACAAUUUUCAGCUGAAAUAAUACAUACAUUGAUGCAAUCUAUUCAGUCGUGUCAUGAUAACCAGCAGUAUUAUGAUGAACCUGCAGGUUACAUUUGUUCAGUCUGUUUGUAGGAUAUACUGACAUCAUUAAUGGCAGAUGGCAUCACAGCAUGUUUUGGUACAAAGCCACAUAGAUUUAAAUCUUGAAGGAAGAAAUAACUCUUUUAACCAGAGUUUUCCAGGACUGAAAUCCCUCAUGCUCUCAAUAUGCUGGUACCUAUUAUCUGUAUAAGACAGGGAGCAGGUUAACUGAUUUAGCUAUUUCUCAAUUCUGGGAGAAUUACAUUGAUGUCAACUUGUAACCUCUCAAGUUGUGCAUUAGACUUCAAAAAACAAGAUUUGUCAUUUUAGAAAUUGAAAACGUUGGCAAUCCCAGCAUUUUGUUCUUCGCCUUAAUGAGUGAAGAACACAGUUUUUUUUAUAAAUAGGUGAGCUUGUGUGUGAAUACAGUAGGUUGGCGAAGAUAACCAGGCACUGCAAUCAUGCUGGAUUUCCAGCUUUCAUCUAUAAUUAUCAUUCUUCAAAAGCAGGAUUUCAUCUGAGUGACCCUGUUCUGUAUUGAAGGUUGGAUCAGAAGUGAAGCCCCUACAUGAGAGAAGGUAGGAGAGAGAGAAUGAUUUUAGAUUCAGUAGCAGGCUGAAAUAUCGGGAUAGUUGUGUGUUAAUAGACACUUUAUGUUUACACAUUUCAGUAGUGUGUAGUGUUUGCUAUUUUAUUUAUAUUUACAGUUUGUUACUCAUGUCAUGUAACCAACAAUUAAGAUGAAGUAAGUCCAUGGAAACCACGGUUACUGAUGUACAUGCCUAGAGCAUGGUUUGGAGUUUAUAUAUUUAAAGCAAUUAAUAUCUGUGGCCAUCUUAGACUGGAUUGAAAGUUAGAAUAGUUUAUUUUGAAAGCUGAUUUAAAAUUCAAUGAAAUUAUUAAAAACAAAAUUGACUUGUUUUAA
This is a messenger RNA of Chiloscyllium plagiosum (whitespotted bambooshark), 4468 nucleotides long. RefSeq lists its product as uncharacterized. NCBI's taxonomy places the organism in Eukaryota, Metazoa, Chordata, Chondrichthyes, Orectolobiformes, Hemiscylliidae. The record is from RefSeq and is a predicted model, not a curated record.